Parascedosporium putredinis is the source of this 1248-nucleotide messenger RNA. Lineage: Eukaryota; Fungi; Ascomycota; Sordariomycetes; Microascales; Microascaceae. The record is from the annotation of a GenBank genome assembly.
AUGCGCUGGGCAUCCGCUCUCUUCCUCACCGGCCUCCCGCUCGCCACAGCCACCCGGCGUCCCUCCCCCAUCACCGCCCGCCAAGCCGCCGGCCGCAUAGAAGUCCUCGCCGUGCGGGCCAACGGCACGCUCUGCCCCAACGAGGGCACGUACACGUCGCACAUCAGCCCCGAGAAGGACGUCUUCACCAUCGGCUUCAUGGAGAACUGGGUCGACAGCCUCGACAAGAAGACGGGCCUGUGCACCGUCACCGUCGACCUGCUGUACCCCGGCGGCGGCUGCACCACGGCCAAGCUGCAGACCACCCCCAGCGGUUUCAUGCAGGGCGACGAGACCGUGCGCGGCCACCUCAAGCUCGGCUACAAGGACCCCCGCGCCCGCGCCGGCGAGCUGCUGCAAAAGGAGCUCGUCAACUACCACUGGUCCGCUACCAACCCGGGCAUCGUCUGGCUCGAGACCGGCGAUAUCGACGGCUCCUUGGCCGUGGCGGGCGGCGAGGGCGCCACCGUCAGCGUGGACAUCGUCACCGACUUGUCUAUCGUGACGACGACGGAGGAUAGCAUGGGCGGCACGCUUGAGCUGGAGGCCCUCACCAUGAUGGUUUUGGAUACCUUGACGGAUGCGGACCCGAGCCUAAAAAAACAAAAUGCACCUCCUCCCCAUUCUCACACUCACCCUCUUCCCCUCCUCUCCCUCGCCGACCUCCGCCUCGACACCGACGACGUACCCCAACCCUGCUCCGCCCUCUGCGCCCCCAUCGUAGAACUCUCCCGCAUCUGCGAAGUCACCGACGAGGACGCCGUCGGCGGCUCCGACAACGAGGACCUCCUCGAGCGCCAGUGCCUCUGCACCAACGCCAGCUUCGACGUCCCCGGCCGCACCGCCCUGUGCGCCGCCUGCAUCCACCAAAACGCCCCCGACCUCGACGAUGCUGAAGACAUUAGCGACAUCAUGAGCGCCUGCGGCUUCCAGAGCACCACCCUCGCCCAGGGUUCCACCUCCGCCUCCUCCGUCUCCGUCGCCGCCACCAAGCCCACCGCUUCCAGCGACCUCACCACCACCUUUAGCGCCACUGUCACCGGUGCCGGCGUCGGAGGUUCCGGUGCCGUCGACACCGCCGGAAGUCGCCCGACCGAUGCGAGCGAUAAGCCCGACGGCGACAAUGCCGCCGUCGUCGGUGCCCCUACCAGUGCGGGCGUCAUGUGUGCCGCCGUUGCCUUCUUUGCUGCUGUUUUGUUCAUGGUCUGA